CUAUAUAAACCCCCUUCUUCUCAACUUGUUGCCACACCCACAUUUUAUUUCGAUUUUUUCUCCUUCCUUUCUUAUUUGCUUUCUGUUAUCUCUUGUGUGUUACGCUGCUUCUUUGCAAUCCAAAAUGACUAUUUUCAUUGAGCAACCUAUCUUCGAUUCACAAUUUGACGUGAAGAAUGUGGACUCUAACGAAACCAACGAGCUUGUGUUGGAUGGUGGAUUUUCAAUGCCAAAGGAGGUGUCUCAGAAUGGAUUCGCAACCCCAGAAGUGAAUUCAUUUGGCCAUUCCUUCAGGGAUUAUAAUGCUGAAAGUGAAAGGCAAAAGGGUGUGGAGGAAUUUUAUAGAUUGCAGCACAUCAACCAGACGUAUGACUUUGUGAAGAAAAUGAGGGAGCACUACGGAAAAUUGGACAAGGCUGAAAUGGGCAUAUGGGAAUGUUGUGAGUUGCUUAAUGAAGUGGUAGAUGAGAGUGAUCCUGAUUUGGAUGAACCUCAAAUUCAACAUUUACUUCAAUCUGCUGAAGCUAUUAGAAAAGAUUAUCCUAAUGAGGAUUGGUUACAUUUGACUGCUCUCAUUCAUGAUCUUGGAAAGAUUCUUCUACUUCCUCAAUUUGGUGAGCUUCCUCAAUGGGCGGUUGUUGGAGAUACAUUUCCGGUUGGUUGUGCCUUCGAUGAAGCAAACAUUCACCACAAGUAUUUCAAAGAAAACCCUGAUAUAAAAAAUCCUGCAUAUGGCACAAAGGAUGGAAUCUACAUUAAAGAAUGUGGACUGAAUAAUGUAAUGAUGUCAUGGGGACACGAUGAUUAUAUGUAUUUG
Molecule: messenger RNA, 817 nt
Organism: Arachis ipaensis
Lineage: Eukaryota; Viridiplantae; Streptophyta; Magnoliopsida; Fabales; Fabaceae
Source: RefSeq, a predicted model, not a curated record